AUGGAAUCCAUACCAUAUCGCUCACCAUCCAAAGUGCGAACACUGCUCGAGAGCCAUCGGCAUAAGGCUUCUUCUUACCUAGAGAGUUACUUUGCUCUAUAUCACUGCACCAAUUUCUUCGAUAACUCAAAACUCCAAGCCGAGGUACAUCAAUUCUGGCAAACUCCGGAGAAGUUCGAUCUUGGUUGGCUUGCUCAGCAUCUUGCUGUUCUCGGAUUAGGUGCAUUUGCUGCAGGUAUUGAGGACAAAAUCGCUGCUGAACUAUUCUUCGCCAGCGAGGCCUGCCUGGCGCAGACACCGUACAUGUUUCGUCCUACAGUCGCCAACAUCCGGACAUUAUUCCUUCAUGUUCAAGCUAAGCAGGUUUGCUACGCUACCUGCUGGGCUCUUGACGCAUGUUGGAACAUUGUGGGACUCAUCGUGCGUCUCUCUAUUAUGAUGGGCCUGCAUCGAAGCUGGGUUCCCGAGCCAGACGAGAUCCCCAGCAUCUUUGAUGAGAGGGAGCAACGCAAACGCCUAUGGAAUGCAGUCGUCAAGGUGGACAUACAAAUGUCUCUUGUGACGGGACAGGCAUCGCCAUUGCCUACCGAUGCCUUUUUAGCAAAUGCUCUUAACAGCAUCCAGGGUUUACCUCACAACAGCUACGAUCUUAUAGCAGCAUCGUAUCCUCUUAUUUAUGAAGUCCUCACGAGACUCAACACGAGUAUAGAUAUGAUAUCCUACGAGGAAGUCCUACACUACGACACACAACUGCGGCGAGUCAUGCGACUCGCUGUUGCAGCUGCGGAAAACCAGAGCUACGUCGUUCGCACAACGACCGAUAUCUUCUUUCGGCGAGUGCUCAUGGUUCUACAUCGCUAUUAUGCCUUAGAUUCGGAUGCUCCGAACCUUUAUCCGACCUCCUAUUGGUCUUCGCUUGAGUGCUGCCUCGCGCUUAUCGUGCACCAUCGGGCGCUCAUGGCGCAGUGUGGAGCCCUACCAAACAACGUUCACCUCAUUGCUCGACCUUUUAUGCUGGACUUCUUCGCAGCGGCAUUGACUACGUGUAUCCAUCUACUAUCCAUCGAUGCUCCACUUUCUGCUACCAUCGGCUCUGAGAGCACGAUUCCGCCUCGUCGAACGAUUAUGGAUACUAUCGAAUCGUGUCUGGACAUAUUCGCGAGGGAAAGUGACCACUCUGUCUGCUUCGGGACCGGAUAUCGUCUAUUGAGUGUUGUGUAUGGGCUGAUUCCCAAGCAUCUGACAUGA
Didymosphaeria variabile is the source of this 1248-nucleotide messenger RNA. RefSeq lists its product as uncharacterized. Gene Ontology annotation, molecular function: zinc ion binding; DNA binding. Gene Ontology annotation, cellular component: nucleus. The transcript has a single exon. Lineage: Eukaryota; Fungi; Ascomycota; Dothideomycetes; Pleosporales; Didymosphaeriaceae. The record is from RefSeq and is a predicted model, not a curated record. Bases 1 to 1248 code for a protein of 415 amino acids. Gene Ontology annotation, biological process: DNA-templated transcription.